AUGUCAAACAAUACUUAUCCUCUUCCUUUUCUCUUCCUCAUUAUCACACUAUCUUGCUCCUUCAAUUUCGCAACUGUAAAAUCAUCCACAUUCGAUGUAAUCCAAUUCGGAGCCAAACCAGACGGAAUAACUGAUUCCACUAAAGCGUUCUUAAAUGCAUGGACUAAGGCAUGUUCGUCGCCUAAUCCCGCAGCAAUAUACGUUCCACAAGGGAAAUUCUUACUUGGAACUAUAACAUUUAGUGGAAAUUGUGCUAACAAAGCUAUUUCCAUAACCAUUGAUGGUACUUUGAUUGCCUCAUCUAAUUACCGCGUCACCAGUAAAGCCAGUAACUGGUUGAGCUUUCAGAAUGUAGACGGAGUUUCUAUUCGCGGCGGUGUGCUUGAUGGCCAGGGUACUGCCUUGUGGAACUGUAAAAAUUCCAACAACAGAAAUUGCCCAACCGGAGCCACGACACUGGAAUUUAUCAGCUCAAAAAACAUUAUGAUUAGUGGAUUGACAUCAGUAAAUAGUGAAUUGUUCCACAUAGUGUUUAAUGGAUGCCAAUAUGUAAAAACACAAGAUGUGAAAAUUGUGGCGCCCGGAAACAGCCCUAACACUGACGGCAUCCAUGUCCAAUUGUCCUCUCACGUCACCAUUGUCAACUCCAAAAUUCACACCGGUGAUGAUUGUAUCUCGAUCGGACCUGGCACCAAUAGUUUGUGGAUUGAAAAAAUUGAAUGUGGACCGGGACAUGGAAUAAGCAUUGGAAGCUUAGGAUGGGAGUUAAACGAACCAGGUGUCCAAAAUGUAACGGUUAAAACAGUUACAUUCACAGGAACUCAAAAUGGUGUUAGAAUAAAAUCAUGGGGUAGAGCUAGCAAUGGAUUUGUUAGGAACGUCUUUUUCCAAGAUGCAACUAUGGUUAAUGUCCAAAACCCAAUUGUCAUUGACCAGAAUUACUGCCCUGACAACAAAAACUGCCCCGGACAGGCGUCUGGAAUUAAAAUUAGUGAUGUAACAUAUCAAGACAUUCAUGGAACAUCAGCGACACAAGUAGCUGUGAAAUUUGAUUGUAGUUCCAAGUAUCCAUGCAGUGGGAUAAAAUUGGAAGAUGUAAAACUUACUUAUAAAAAUCAAGUUGCUGAAGCAUCUUGUAACCAUGCUGGUGGUGCUGCACUGGGUUUAGUUCUACCAGAGAGUUGCUUAUAA
Molecule: messenger RNA, 1191 nt
Organism: Vicia faba (fava bean)
Lineage: Eukaryota; Viridiplantae; Streptophyta; Magnoliopsida; Fabales; Fabaceae
Source: the annotation of a GenBank genome assembly